This is a messenger RNA of Plasmodium vinckei vinckei, 855 nucleotides long. RefSeq names its product ER lumen protein retaining receptor 1, putative. Gene Ontology annotation, biological process: protein retention in ER lumen. Gene Ontology annotation, cellular component: membrane. The transcript is spliced from 5 exons. Bases 1 to 855 code for a protein of 284 amino acids. Lineage: Eukaryota; Apicomplexa; Aconoidasida; Haemosporida; Plasmodiidae. Gene Ontology annotation, molecular function: ER lumen protein retrieval receptor activity. The record is from RefSeq and is a predicted model, not a curated record.
AUGAAGGUAGUAAACGAUUUUUUAAGAGUAGUUAAUGACCCAGAAAAGCUGAAGAGGUAUUUGUCAGAACAUAGUUUUUCAAUAAAAGUAUACACAUCAUUUUUAGUACUAGUUUUUAUAUUUUAUCAUUUAUUUUCCGAUGGAGACUUUUCAUUUUUAUUAACAUUAUCCUCCAUAAUAAGCAUGUUUUCGUUUUUGAUGGUUUUCCUAAAAAUUGAAAUGAGCAAGUCAUGCGCAGGUGUGUCAUUAAAAAUGAUGGAAUGCUAUGUUAUAUUAAAUACAGCUAGAUUAUUAUCUAUUGUACCUUUUGAAGGAUAUUUACCAUAUGAUAAAAGUGGAGAUUGGCUAUAUCAAUUAGUUGAAGCAAUUUCAUUAUUUACAAAUUGUUGCGUUGUAUAUUUAUGUAGAUAUAAAUAUAAAAAAACAUAUGAUAGUUCAAAUGAUAUUUUUAAUAAUAUGUUUUUAAUAAUUCCGGCUUUUGUUAUUUCUAUUUUUAUUCAUCCCUCCUUGAAUUCAUUUUUCCCCGCUGAUGUAUCCUGGUCAUUUGCCCUUUACCUUGAGUCUGUUUGUGUGUUACCACAAUUGUCUAUGUUUCAAAAAGAGGGAAAAGUGGCAGCAUUUACAACCCAUUUCUUAGCUUCUCAAGCUUUAUCAAAAGUUUUAUCCUUUCUUUUUUGGAUUGUAUCAUAUAAAGAAUUGAAUUCCUCCGAUAAUAUUAUUAAAUCUUACGUUGGAGUUUGGGUUGUUAUUAUGCAAAUAGUUCAACUUAUUUUAAUGGGAGAUUUUAUUUAUCAUUAUAUUCGAUGUUUAAGCAAAGGUGUAUCAUUUGAUAAUUUAUUAAAUGAAAAUGUUUAA